AUGUUUAGCCUCCAGGGUAGACGAUCUGGUGUAUGGGAUGAUGAUAUCCUCACUAGGCCCCUGCCCGACAUUGAAGACCUAUCAGAUACAGAGGCAUACUACUACGAUUCAACUAGCUUUCCAGGCCAGAGAGGCCAGGAUAUCUCGAGACCGACAAGAGCAUUCUUCCUUGGUUGUCGUGAAAGUCAGAUCAUCAACGUCAAAGACUUGGAAGAGGGUAGAAUACAGCCAUGCGCGCCGACAUUUGCGAGCUCUCAAUCGAGCCUUGCACUCAACAACAACAUUCAUUGCGAUCUUGCACAAGUGCCCUACAGAAUUGACGAGGCUGAAAAAGACAUAGGUGAAUCUCAGAGAAAAUCCCGAGCAUCGACAUUGCGAAGUAUUCGUCACAGUCUUUAUCGCAGACAAUCCUUGGCCCUGCCACCAAAAAAAGGCACAAGCCUUUACAGGUACUUUCGCUGGAACUUUGGAUCCGUCUACAGGCGCAUUUUUACUUUCGCCUUUAUCUGCAACGUUGCUGUCCUGGCGGCACUCCUCGGCCAAACAAUUAUCGGAACAAGCCGCCUCACAUACCGAGAGGCAUCAACCGCAGUCUCGGCUAACAUAUUCGUUGCCAUGCUUAUUCGCAACGAGCACAUUGUCAACGCCUUGUUUAUCAUGUUUGGCACGUGGCCGAGGCGCUUCCCACUCAGGAUCCGCCGCCUCUUCGCCAAGGUGUACUCAUACGGCGGUGUUCACAGCGGCUGUGGCGUUGCAGGAACGCUCUGGUACGUGGUGUUCGUGGCCCUCCUCACGAUCGACCAUCAGCAAAGAGACCGAGGCCAAGUGCUCUCCGCACUCAGGGGCUACUUAUACCUGGUAACGUAUGGCACGUUCGUCAUGUUGGCCCUGAUCCUGGUGUUUGCGCAUCCCAAAGUUCGCGCCAGCAUUCAUAACUGGUUUGAAGGAGUACAUCGCUUCCUUGGAUGGUCAGUUGUUGUCUUCUUCUGGGCGCAGACGUUGCUCAUCGCGUUUGAUGACUCGCCCGCCAUGGGGCUCUCUUACGGCCAAGCACUGCUUGUCAGUCCAUCGUUCCGGCUGUUGUUUUUGAUCACUCUGUUGGUCAUCUACCCUUGGACUCGUUUGCGGCGACGCGAAGUUCAAGUAGAGCCCCUGUCAAAGCAUUGCGUCAAGCUCAACUUCUCCUACUGCGACGGUCACUAUGGGCAGGCCAUACGCCUGUCCGAUGCUCCCCUCAAGGAGACCCACGCCUUUGCCGUCAUCCCCAACCCCAAGACUGCAGCAGGGCCGUUCCCUAUCGGUGUCGGGUGCUUUCAAGCCGCAACUGAUGGGCGACCAUGCAGUCCCGGUGGGGCACUGAGGGAAACUGGUCAAGAACCCCCAGCUGUAGUAGAUAUUGAGUCAGCCAAGGCAUUGGCGAGAGCCAAAGCGCUCGCGAGACAACACCACCGACAGCAGCUGGAUCACCUAUCCAGCUCGACCCUCUCCAACGCAAGCAAGACGGGGUUUUCGGUAGUCAUCUCGGACGCGGGCGACUGGACGCGCAAGAUCAUCGCCAAGCCCCCUACGCACAUCUACACGCGGGGCGUGCCGCAGUACGGGGUGAUGCGGAUCGCGGGCAUGUUCGAGGCCGUCAUCAUCAUGGCAACCGGGUCGGGGAUCGCCCCGUGCCUGGCCCUCUUCGCCGAGAUGCCGGACCACCCCGUGCGCGUCAUCUGGUCCGCCCCCUCGCCGCUCGAGACGUUUGGGCAGGCCGUCGUCGACACGGUCCUCAGGGCAGACCCGGACGCCGUCAUCCACGACACCAGGAAGCAGGGGCGGCCGGACCUGGUCAAGAUGGCGUAUCGAAUGUGGGCGGCCAGCGGGACCGGUGGGGAGUUUGCGCUGGGAGGGCGGAAGAGGUUGGGUCGGUGCGAGGCCGUGGUCGUCAUCUCGAACCAGGCCGUCACUAGGAAGGUGGUGUAUAAUCUGGAGUCUAGGGGUGUGCCUGCGUAUGGGGCGAUUUUUGACUCCUGA
Molecule: messenger RNA, 2016 nt
Organism: Pyricularia grisea
Lineage: Eukaryota; Fungi; Ascomycota; Sordariomycetes; Magnaporthales; Pyriculariaceae
Exons: 1
Coding region: 1-2016 (671 amino acids)
Source: RefSeq, a predicted model, not a curated record